AAAUGUCGCAUAAUACUACGCACUACAGAUCAACGGAGAUUAGAAUACAAUGUAAAAAUGUCGUUGUGUUUACUAGAAAGGAUUUAUAAUUCAAUUUUCUUAGACUUUGGCACACAUUAAUCCAAAUCCGAUAAUUUUGAAGGCCUAAUUAAUUAUGGAUCCGCAAGUUCAGCAAAAAGUCUUACAAUUUGAGACCUUCAUAAACGACGUACUGAAAGCCGAUCUUGCAAAAUUAGCCGAAAAACUUGACGCCAAAAAUGUUGAUCUCGCCGAAUUUCUGCAACUGAAAUCAGUGAUAACAACAUUUCAAGAUACAAACGUCGAGAAGACCGGUUUCAAAACCAAAGUCGAUAUCGGAAAUAAUUUCUUCAUUCAAGCACACGUUCCAGACGCUUCUAAGAUCUUGUUGGACAUUGGUUUGGGACACUACAUUGAAUUCACGUUGGACGAAGCAUUGGUCGUUAUAAAUAUAAGGAUCAAGUUGCUCGAGCGACAAAUAGCGAAUUUACGAAAAGCGAUUGCAAGAACCAAUGCUCAUAUUAAGUUAAUCCUUAUUACUAUUAGAGAUUUGCAAGGAUUGAGAGAAAAUGUUUGAAAAACUGCUGUGACAAAAAACGACUUAAUGUAAGAAUAUUCGAAUGUAACUAUUUUUUUCUAUCAGAUAAGAGAAUUGCCAUUACUGUGCUGUGUAUGCAUAUUAGAUGGGUGAUACAGGUUUAAGUAACUUAUUUUUGUAAAUUUGUAAAUAAACUCAUAGAAAAAUA
Messenger RNA from Wasmannia auropunctata (little fire ant), 764 nucleotides. RefSeq names its product protein UXT homolog (gene Uxt). NCBI's taxonomy places the organism in Eukaryota, Metazoa, Arthropoda, Insecta, Hymenoptera, Formicidae. The record is from RefSeq and is a predicted model, not a curated record. Gene Ontology annotation, biological process: negative regulation of transcription by RNA polymerase II. Gene Ontology annotation, molecular function: transcription corepressor activity. Bases 155 to 595 code for a protein of 146 amino acids. The transcript has 2 exons.